GAAAGAAGAAGAUGCGUAGACAGUCACUUCGGUCGUGUUGACUUGGUGCUAGCACCCUGGUCCUGUUUUCGCUUACAGUACACUCCAAAAAUACGUAAAAAAAAAUUUUGACAAAGGCAAGAUGAGUCUCCUACAGAAGAUAGCGGACAUUGAAGCCGAGAUGGCUAGGACUCAAAGAAACAAGGCUACAAUGGGCCAUUUAGGGCUUCUCAAAGCUAAAUUAGCCAAAUUAAGAAGAGAGCUUAUCACACCAAAAGGUGGUGGUGGUGUUGCUGGAGAAGGUUUUGAUGUUGCUAAAACUGGUGAUGCUCGUAUUGGCUUUGUGGGAUUCCCAUCAGUAGGCAAGUCCACAUUGCUGAGCAACCUUGCUGGUGUUUACUCAGAGGUAGCUGCUUAUGAAUUCACAACUCUAACUACAGUUCCUGGUUGCAUCAAGUAUAAGGGAGCCAAAAUUCAGCUACUUGAUCUGCCGGGUAUCAUUGAAGGAGCAAAAGAUGGUAAAGGACGAGGUAAACAGGUUAUAGCUGUUGCUCGAACCUGCUCUUUGAUUUUCAUAGUCCUGGAUGUUCUAAAGCCUGUUGGACAUAAGAAGUUGAUUGAACGUGAAUUAGAGGGUUUUGGAAUUCGACUGAACAAAGAACCACCUCAGAUUACUUUCAGAAAGAAAGAAAAGGGUGGUGUAAAUCUGCAGUGUGUAGUGCCUCAAACUGAAUUAGAUUUGGAAUUAGUGAAGACUAUUCUGGCUGAAUAUCGCAUCCACAAUGCUGAUAUUGUCCUUAAGUAUGAUGCAACGGCUGAUGAUCUUAUUGAUGUCAUUGAGGGAAAUCGGGUUUACAUCCCCUGCAUUUACCUUCUAAACAAGAUUGAUCAGAUUAGUAUUGAAGAAUUGGACAUCAUCUAUCGUAUACCCCAUUGUGUUCCCAUAUCUGCCCAUCAUAAGUGGAAUUUUGAUGAUUUGUUAGAGAAGAUGUGGGAGUACCUACAAUUGUGCCGAAUUUAUACCAAACCAAAGGGUCAGUUACCUGACUACAGCGCCCCAGUAGUUUUGCAUUCUGAGAAAAGGUCUGUGGAAGACUUUUGUAACAAGAUUCAUAGAACGAUCAUCAGAGAGUUCAAAUAUGCCCUUGUUUGGGGAAGUUCAGUCAAGCAUCAGCCACAGAAGGUUGGUAAGGAACAUGUCUUAAAUGAUGAGGAUGUAGUUCAGAUCUGUAAGAAGGUCUAAUAUAAGUAUUCUUCAGUAUUUGGUCAACUAAAGGAGAGGAUUUGGUCAGCUAAAGGAGAGGUGGUAGUUAAGGGAAUGUAUUUUCUUUUAACACGCCGUAUUGUGUAUUGGUUGGAUUAUCUUUUUACACAUUGUUAUAGCCUUUAAAUUUCUAAGAAGUGAAAGGUAUAUCUCUUAUUUUCUUUCAUUUACUGUAUAGCUAUUCAUAAAUAUGAGUUUUGGAGUAAAACCAGUAAUAUUAGAAAUUUUUAGUGACAGCGAGGCAAGAUUUUGUAUGUUCAGUAUACAAAGGCACACAUAAAAAUAUGAGUUUUCUUUCAAGUAACAAAAAUGGUUGAUUUUGACUGCAUUGAUGUUUUUGUAUGCUAUUCUUCAGGUAAAGUGAUGUAGAAGGCAUCAGUAUUAAAUACUUUAAAUUUUCUGCUGUGCCAUUUUCAUGCAUAAUUUCACUAACCAGCAUCGAAAAUAUCCCUAAAUAUUUUGACACUUUUUAUGUACAGUUCCAUCUGUGGUUUACCAGGUUUUGAGAAAUUGCAGUGCCUUUAUGUGAAAGUAAAUUUAAAAACACAUGCUAUGCUAUCGUGUUUGUAAUUUUUAAUUAUAAAGUUAUCACAGUUGGAAAAGAUUCCCAGGUGAAUUAAAAAAAUUUUAGGCUGC
This is a messenger RNA of Macrobrachium nipponense, 1879 nucleotides long. RefSeq names its product GTP-binding protein 128up (gene 128up). Gene Ontology annotation, cellular component: cytoplasm. Gene Ontology annotation, molecular function: GTPase activity; GTP binding. Bases 122 to 1222 code for a protein of 366 amino acids. NCBI's taxonomy places the organism in Eukaryota, Metazoa, Arthropoda, Malacostraca, Decapoda, Palaemonidae. Gene Ontology annotation, biological process: cytoplasmic translation. The record is from RefSeq and is a predicted model, not a curated record. The transcript has 9 exons.